This is a messenger RNA of Mobula hypostoma (lesser devil ray), 8400 nucleotides long. RefSeq names its product low molecular weight neuronal intermediate filament-like. Lineage: Eukaryota; Metazoa; Chordata; Chondrichthyes; Myliobatiformes; Myliobatidae. Bases 1081 to 2532 code for a protein of 483 amino acids. Gene Ontology annotation, molecular function: structural constituent of cytoskeleton. The record is from RefSeq and is a predicted model, not a curated record. Gene Ontology annotation, biological process: intermediate filament organization. The transcript has 4 exons. Gene Ontology annotation, cellular component: cytoplasm; intermediate filament.
CCUUCUUGUAGACAGCCUCAGUGUUCUUUGACCAGUCCAGUUUAUUGUGCUUAAUCUCAAUACAUAAAUUAAUUAAUUUUGAAAACACAAGAUUUCCUGCAGUGCUGGAAAUCCAAGGCAGCGAGCAGCGCACCCAAAAUGCUGCAGGAACUCGGCAGGUCAGGGAGCAAGUACGGAGAGGAACACGCAGUUGACAUUACGGCCAAAACGUCGGCUCUUAAUCCCUUUCCAUAGUUGCUGCCUGACCUGCUGUGGCUCUGCAUUUUUUUUGUAUUUUGCAGCCGACAAAGACGCUCCAAUGCGGCAACUGUAACCACCCCUGCAAAUCUGAGCAGCAGCCAAAUACUGCAACACGAUUGGUUGUCUGAGAGAUGAAGGUCCAGCCCAUGUGACCCCAUCCCCGCCGCUUUGAUUUUAUCGUCUGCCAGGAGCGCAAGGGGGUUAAAGAGGAAUUUCAGACACAAUACUCCGAUUUCAAACUUGGGACAAUAGGAAAAAGCGUGUUCAGAAAUGUAAUUACUAAGUAUAAAAUGUCAGCGUUAUUCCUUUUGCGAAUUGGGGGGGGGACAAUGGAAAAAUAGUUAAUUUUAGUUCUGACAAAUUGUUCCAGGCGCUAUCAGAAAAGGUGUAAGUCCACCCUCGUUGUGUAUGACAUUGUGUCGGGCAGUUCGCUUAUUUCUAGACAAUAAUAUCCACGCGUAUGGAAAGUAAGGACGGGGACAGACAGAUUUUCACGCUUCAGUGAUUUGAAGGCUGGAAAUGGACAGACCGAUUGUGGCGGCGGAUCAGUUAUUUCACGUUUUCACUUCUGGUGUACCACAUGAAAUAACACCAAGAUCUUUCUGGGGGGGUGGGGGGAGAUGUUUAAAAUCUGUAGAUGUGCCUCAGAUAAUUUCGUUCCCCCGCCUGUUAAAAGUCAGCCCUUCGCGUAUUAAACAUUAACAGAAAUGCGUACAUUUUCUGCUGAAGUCAGGCACGACGUGAUUUGGUUGCAAGGAGGGACGGUAAGCCUCGGAGGGUCGUAACAAGGGAGGGGCCGAAUGGGGUGCUGGGCGCUGCGGAUUCGCUGUGUCCGCUCACAUGCCGGGUACUAAAGACGGCUUUGCAGAGGCUCCUUUGUUCAUUCGACGCAGGGCGAGAGUCCGCAGCCUGAUCCCCGAGAUGAGCUACACCGCCGACUUUUACCAUGGACCCUACCGUAAGGGUUUCGGGGACUGCCUGCGGUUGUCCAGUCGGUUGACAUCCAGCAGCCCGUCCCGAAGCUCGGUGACGAAGGUGUCCGUGUCGAGGAGCCUCUCCCCCUUCUCUUACAAGAGAGCUAGCCGCUACCCUUCUUCCCCCGACUCGUUCGACCUGUCCCAAUGCACGGCGGUCAACAACGAGUUCAAGAUCAUCAGGACCAACGAGAAGGAGCAGCUCCAGGGGUUGAACGACCGCUUCGUCACCUACAUCGACAAGGUGCACCAGCUGGAGCAGCAGAACAAGGUGCUGGAGGCUGAGGUGGCGGGGCUGCGGCAGAAGCAAGCCGAGCCAUCCCGCCUGAACCAGGUCUACGAGCAGGAGAUCCGCGACCUGCGCACCCGGGUGGAGGAGCUGAGCCACGAACGGAGCCAGCUGCGGCUCGAGUGCGAGCAGCUGGCCAGCUGCCUCGACAAGCUGAGGGACAAGUACGACGAAGAGCUCCAGCUGCGGAAGCAAGCCGAGGCCACGCUGAAGGCGCACAGGAAGGACCUGGGCGACGCCACCUUGGCCAGGCUGGAGCAGGAGAAGAAGAUCGAGUCCCUCCUGGAUGAGAUAGCGUUCAUGAAGAAAAUCCACCAGGAGGAUGUGGCCGACUUACAAGCCGCCCUGCAGGCCAGCCAGGUGUCAGUGGAGGUCGACGUGAGCAAGCCGGAUCUGACGGCCGCUCUGAAGGAAAUCAGAUCCCAGUAUGAGAUGAUAGCAUUAAAGAACCAGCAAACGGCGGAAGAGUGGUACAAGUCAAAGUUCGCCAACUUCACGGAGAACGCAGCGCGUGGCAACGAGGCUGCCCGGGCAGCCAAGGAGGAGAUUUCAGAGUACCGGCGCCAGCUGCAGUCGAGAAACAUUGAAAUUGAAGCUGUCAAAAGCACCAAUGAAUCUCUAGAGAAGCAAAUGCAGGAGAUGGAGGAGAGACACAACGAGGAGAUCAAUAACAUGCAGGAGACCAUCAAUCAACUUGAAAAUGCUUUGCAAUCCACUAAGAGUGAAAUGUCUCAGCAUCUGAGAGAGUACCAAGAUUUGCUCAACGUCAAAAUGGCCCUGGACAUCGAAAUAGCUGCAUAUAGGAAACUGCUGGAGGGAGAGGAGACUCGGCUGAACACAGUAGGUGGCGGUUCUCCCGCGUUCAUGAUCCCUACCUUUACCUCCAUCUUCUCUGAGACAAAGACCUUCACUGCUGGCGGUGGCUUCCGGAGAAGCGCAGGAGCGGACGGCAUGGAGAAAGCACGGGCCGCAGAGAGGGACAAGACUGCCGAGGAUGAGAAGGCAGGAAAAAUGCAGAGCAAGAAUUAAUGGUGCCCGUUCUUCAACCAGCUGUUCCCUUCCAACCUCUUCACACCUCUCUCCUCACCUCACCUCACCCCAGAUCAAGAACAAGUACAUAGUUUCUAGCGAACAGAAAGGAUAUUUUGCAGUCUGCUUACAGGAGACAGUCAGGAUUAUUACAACACGAUCCUCCUAUUAUAUUCUAUCUAUAAAGCUCAGCAUAUACAAAGGUAUAGUUAGCUCUAAUUAAUUGAAAUUAUUUUAUAUUUGUUCUGGUUAACUCUCAAAUCAGAUGUAUUCUUGUUUUUAGAUUAUUAUAUAUUUAUAAUUUUAUCAUCAACAAUAAUAUCCUGAAGGUUAUUGUCAAUGCUUGGAACUACAGUAUCCUUGAUCCUUAAUUUAUUACAGACAGUACUUACAAUAAGAUUUUAUGUGAAUAUUUUAAAAACAUGGAUUAGUAUUUAGAAAAGAGCCGCAUUGGAAGGGAAUGUAAUCUUCCUUUUCCUGUUCCCAUUUCCUCCCUCAGGUCAUUCACUCAUUCCCACAGCACAAUGUUUGCCUUAAGUACAGAAUUCUCAUGGCACUUCACAGAGUUGUCAUCAGACGCUGUUGCCUGUGGCUUAGACUCGCGGGUGUGUUUAGGAAUUUAGACCUGACAGCUUUGGGAAGGGCAUUUUAAAUUGAUGCAUAUUACAUGCAUGUUCACCGUCAAUGUGCAAUUGGGCAGGCCUUUGAAUCCAGCCCUGUCCCUACACCAUGUGCAGCUGUGCCUAGGCCUUUUCUGCAAUCUGUUGUCAAACCGCCCAUCGUGAGCACAGCCCAACCUGGAUUUGUAUUAAAUCCGAUCAUUUCCAGUUGAUCGCAUACCUUCAGACAAGCUGCAGGCGGCUGAGCUGUGAUGGAGAUGCACUGGCCAUUGGAGGACUGAGGACAUAAUCUUGCAUGCUUCCGUGUUAAACCCGAUUAUCUAAUCAGAGUAUUGUCGUCCGUCAUGUUUGAAAUGCAACCGAUGUUCUCUAACGCACAAAAAAUGCCAGAAGAACUGAGCAGGUCAGGCAACAUCCAUCUCCUUCUCUUUCGCCCAUGGUCCACUGUCCACUGUCCUCUCCCAUCAGAUUUCUUUCCUCAGCCUUUUACCUCUUCCACCUAUCCCAUUUUAGUUUCUCACUUCACCCACCCAGUCCCUCCCCUGGGCUCACCUAUCACCUAACAGUUUCUACUCCUCCCCUUCCCCCAGCUCCUUCUUCAGUCUUCUUCUUCCCCUACCUCUCCAGUCCUGAUGAACUGUGGCCCAAAACAUGUUUAAACAUGUUUAUUCGCCGCCUGACUUGCUGACUUCCUCCAGUGCUUUUUGUGUGUUGCUCAGGAUUUCCUGCAACUGCAGAUUCUCUCGUGACUCUCAAAUGUUCUUGGAUGACAUCUUCCAUUUGCAUAGCAGCUUCAACAUGAAUGGGCAUCAGACGUCACUGUGAAUCAACAAAAAGCCAAUGUUGAGCCACACAAAGAGAUAGUAAUAGGGAAAAAUUACUAAAAGUCAAGUCACCGUGCGGGUAGUGGUUACUGCCUGUUAUGUCAUUGGUAUUUAGGGCAGCAUGAAGCUCCAAGGAACUUCCAUUGCUAUUUCCAUAACAAUUUGUUUUUGCCAGUCAGGGACAAACUCCUGAGCUGAACCUCCAAACCUGGAGGAUUGGUGGGCUUCUCUCAGUCUGGCCUCUAUCCUUUGACCUGUUUGACAUGGGUGACUUUACCAAGAGCUCUGACUCCAACCAACAUAGACCUCCAUGUCAUUAGGACACACAAGCCUCCAAACCCCUUGACAAAGUUGUGGUCCUCUUGGAGAUAGAUUGAUCUCAGAGUGGGAUAAAAGGUCAGCACGUGGUGGAACUCUGGUCCGAUGUCCGGCAACAAAAAGAGGUGGGGGUUGGGCAAAGGAUUAGCAAACCCACCCCAUAAAAACCCAGAGCUACAGAAACGCCAACAGAAGCUCCAAAGAUCUCGUCCCUGGGAGAGGAAGGAUCUUCACCUAGAAGAUGUAUCGAUGAGCUACACCCAGACAUAGAAGACUGGCCCAGGAUAGAGGAAUCUGGCAAGCUGCUGUCAGCACCCUGUGUCCCGGCAGUGGUGACAAGAACAACGUAGGGGCCAAGGACAGAGCUGGCACUGGUUUAUUAUUGUCACACGUACUGAGGUACAGUGGGAAAACUUUUGUUGGUGUGCCAUCCAGACAACACCUCACACAUCAUACAUCAAGGUCACACAGAGGAAAACAGAGUGCAGAAUAUGACAUUACAGAGAAAUUCUAGCGAGGUAGAUUGGAAGUUCAGAGUUCUUUUUAUUCUUCGUGGAUACAGAGUUCAUCCAGGAGUCUGGUAACAGCAGGAUAGAAAGCUUAAACGCGAGGAAGUCUGCGGAUGCUGGAAAUCCAAAGCCACACACGCACAGAAUGCUGGAGGAACUCAGCAGGUCAGGCAGCAUCUAGGGAGAGGAAUAAACAGUCGAUGUUUCAGGCUGAGGGCCUUCAUCAGGACUGGAAAGGAAGUGGGAAGAUGUCAGAAUUAAAAGGUGGGGGGAGAGGAAGGAGGAUAGUGAGAAGGUGAUAGGUGAAGCAGGUGGGUUAGAAAGAUAAAAGGUUGGAGAAGAAGGAAUCUAAUCGGAGAGGAGAGUGGACCGUGGGAGAAAGGGAGGGAGAAGGGGACCCAGAGCCAGGUUGGAAAGAUAAAGCUUUCCUUCAACCUGGUAGUAUGUGCUCCUAAGCAGAGGCUUUUGUCUGUGCUUUCAGGCAUUUUUUAUCUUCGGAAUGACGGAGGAGAAAAUGACUGGCAUGAGAGGGGUCCUUAUCUGCUUUACUGAUGCACAGGAAGUGCAGUCAGAGUCAAUGGAGAGGAGUCUGGUUUCCAUGGUGAACUGGGCUGUCUUCACAACUCUGGAAUAGAAUAAAACUUUAUUGCCUUUGCUCAAGACGCAAUUGCGGAGCUCGGACUGGAGAGCUGUAAGACUGUACGUGCCGCCAUCUUGAAUGCACUCUGCAAUUUCUUGUGGUCUUGCACAUAGCAACAGCCAUCUUAAGCUGUGAUGCAUCUGCAUGGAAUGUUUCUUCGUCGUGCGUCUGUUAAAAAUGGUUAGAGUCACUGGGGACAGGCCACAUUUCUUUAGCCUUUUGAGGACACCGGUGUGCCUUCUUGGCUGUAGCAUCUACAUAGCUGGUCCAGGACAAAUUAUUCACAAUAUUUAAACCCAGGAGCUCAAAGCUCUCAGCUAUCUGCACCUCACAGCCCAUUGAUACUAACAGGGAUGUGUACUGCAUCCAGUUUCCUGAAGUUAUUGACCAGCUCCUUCAUUCAUUUUGUGGAUAUUGAUGGAAAGGGUCUUGACUUGACAUCAUGCCACUAGGCUUUCUAUCUUCCUCCUGUACUCUGUCUCUUCAUGGUUUGAGAUAUGCCAACUAUGGUGGUGUCACCUGCAAAUUUGUAUCUGGUCAGAGCAGAACCCAGCCACACAGUCUUGAAUGUAUGGGUAAUAAGGGCUGAAGGUACAGUUCCGUGGGGCAGUGGUGUUGAGGAUAACUGUGGAGGAGGUGUUACUGCCUAUCUGCUGAUCAUGGUCUGCUGGUCAAGAAGUCAAGGAUCCAUUUGCAGAGGAAGGAUACAGAGUCUUAGAUCUGAGUUUUGAGAUUACCUUGUUUGGAGUUGUUUGGAGCUACAGUCAAUAAAAAUGAAUCUGACAUGGGUGUCUUUGUUAUUGAGAUGUUCAAGAGAUCAGAGUAGGGCUAGGGAGAUGGUGUUCAUGUGUUCAGUAGUGGGUCGAGGUUAGAUGGGAGGGUGAAGGUGACAUGUGCCAUGAAGCCUUUUGUAGCAUCUCAUGAUGGAAGGUGUCCAACCCACUGGGCGGUGGUUAUCAGGGUGUGUUACCUUAUUCUGCUUUGACAGAAUAGUGGUCUUCUUAAAGGGGGUCAGAAACACAGACAGGAGUAGGGAAAAGUUAAAGGUGGCUGCGAAUACUUCCAACAGUUGGUCCGCACAGGAUCUGAGGACACAGCCGGGGACUCCAUCUGUUUUAAGUUGGUUUUAGAGCCCAUAAUGGAAGCGGGGGGGGGGGGGGAACACAGAUAGCUGUCCGGUGGUGUAGUGGCAUCUGCACCAGACUUCAAGGUGAGUGGCCUCGGUUCGAAUCCGGCUGGCUCCUUGCAUGCUUUCCAGCCCUGCAGGGUUGAGCAUCGAGCUAGCAACUUGGUCUCGUAAAAAAUAAUAGACAAAUGUCAAAGAAAGAGCAAGGUUGCCACCCAAUGUACUAAAAAGUGGGGAGAGGAACAACAACAAACACAGAGAGGCAGAGGAAAAAGGAAUUCCAGGCUUUGGCAUGGCAACAGUAUGUAAUAUUACAGGGGUACAAGUUUGCUUUUGGAAUAUUGCAGGUGAGAUGAAGAAUGGAAUGGAAAUUGUAUUGAGAUCAUAAGGCAGGAGCGUUAUUAGGCCAUUCAGCCCAUUGAGACUGCUCCAUCAUUGCAUUAUGGCUGACCUAUUAUCCCAAUCUUCUGCCUUCUCCCCGUAACUUUAAUGCCCUAAUUAAUCAAGAACCUUCAUUGUACCCAAUGACUCGGCCUGCACAGCUGGCUGUGGCAAAGCAUUCCACAGAUUUACCACCCUCUGGCUAGAGAAAUUUCCCCUCAUCUCUGCUCUAAGUGGACGUCCCUCAAUCCUGAGGCUUGCGGAAUGGGGACGGUGAUUUGCGUCAUUUCAAAGCUUAAUUUGAGAAUUGCCCUAUUUUAAUAUCUAUCACCUUAAACACAAACUAUCAAUCACAAUGUUUCAAAUGAGGAGUUGCAUGAAUAUGAGGCAGACUGAAGGAGCAUCCAAUUGGCUUAUUAGGAUUCUUAUUUCCUGCUGUUAAAGUGAAAUUCACAAGAAGUCCAUCUGUGUGAUGUUCUCCAAGCAAUACUAUUGCUACAUUAACCUAGGCAUAUUCUGGAUAGCCUAUUGUAAAGCAUUGCUGCUACGAUUCCUCUGGAAAACACACCAAAAUAUAUAUAACACCUCAAAAUUCCUGAUCACAAAUUCAGAGCCUGUAAAGGAGCCAUGUAUGUUGUUCUCUUGAGCCUCCCUCUUUAGUCUUUUUGUUGGCAAAAUCUUCUUUGAAUAAUACCAGAUUCCAGCAGGACAUUGUCUUUUUCAUUCAUCUUCCUGGUCUAAAGAAAAACAUUUUUCAAAGUUCAAAGUAAAUUUAUUAUCAAAGUAUGUACGUCUCCAUAUCCUACCUAGAUAUUCAUUUUCCUACAGUAGGUACAAAGGAAUAUAAUGGAAUCAAUGAAAAACUACACACAAAGGCAGACAAACAACCAAUUUGCAGAAGAAGACAAACUGUGCAAAUACAAAUGAAUAUUAAUAAUCAGUAAUAUUGAGAACAUGAGUUGUAGAGAAAAUGUUUUCAUAUUUUUGGCAUUUUUAACCAACAUAUUACUACAUAAUAUAAAGUUAAAUUUAUGUAAUAGGGAGACAAAUUGCAAACCAACCCAAAAACAAUGAACCGGGGGAGGGUGUAGAGUGUAUAUUUAAAAGUAUAAAAUGUCAAGGAGUCAUUUUGCUGGAAAGGGAAGUGAGGAACAAAGUUAUGAACUUGUAAUAAUCCUUAGAGACUGUAAUGCAGGAUGCAAUUUAUAGCUUGUGUGAAGAACAACAGUGAACUUUCUUGCAGAGGAAUUGCCUGAAGCUGAGAAAGGAAACAGGUAUAAAAUGCAUCUCCAUGGACUUGCAGCUUGCUUAUAACAGUCAUGUUAAAUGUGAGAAUGAAUCAGCCAUUGGAAAUGUCUAAAUGCAAAAAUUUUAUUCAAAUCUGUAUGGUUUUACCCUGUUGUAAUGAAAAAAAACCCUCCAACCUUCUGAUGCCUAAUAAAGCAAACUA